Molecule: messenger RNA, 208 nt
Organism: Candidula unifasciata
Lineage: Eukaryota; Metazoa; Mollusca; Gastropoda; Stylommatophora; Geomitridae
Source: the annotation of a GenBank genome assembly
GAAAGUAUGGACGCUCUGGCUGAUCCCAUGUCUUGUCACAAAGUGGAUGCGCCUCGACCAAGGAUGUUCAACAAAAUAGCUUUAGAGAGAGAACUGAAGAAGAGAAACAAGAAUAUUUCUACAAAUUAUCCAGACAGCGGGAUAGGAAUGUCCUCCGAUAAUGUACCUUCGUCGCGUUCUGAAGGAGGUUCAUCGUCAACCAAGAAAG